Molecule: messenger RNA, 1473 nt
Organism: Lodderomyces elongisporus
Lineage: Eukaryota; Fungi; Ascomycota; Pichiomycetes; Serinales; Debaryomycetaceae
Product: Golgi transport complex subunit
Exons: 1
Coding region: 1-1473 (490 amino acids)
Biological process (GO): intra-Golgi vesicle-mediated transport; cytoplasm to vacuole targeting by the Cvt pathway
Cellular component (GO): COG complex
Source: RefSeq, a predicted model, not a curated record
AUGAGUUCGCUGAUUCUUUUAAAUACUCUUAAAUCUGGUCUAGACCCAAGUUUACAAAAACAACUCGACUCGAACCCAAGUUUAUCCAAAGAAGCAGAGAAAUACCUCCACGAAAUUCUCCUUAAUGACGACCUUUUAUCUACUGAUGCAUUCACUACAACCACAACUACUGCAACAGCUGCAGCUACAGUUACAAGUCCCGCACAUGGUGCAUUAAGCAACGCAGCAGUAACGACACCGACUAGAGAAUUCAGUCAGCCACAAUCGCAGGUCAAAACAAUAGUUGAGGAGAUUGCCGAGUUGGAUCUACAUAAGCACAAGAUUAAUCAAGAAUUAAGCACACUCACAAAUGACAACCGAGAUUUGAUAAUUGAAGUCAAUCAAGACUUAAAUGAUGUGAACCAUAAAUUAUCAAUUGACUAUCCACACUACAUUGAGCUGCUUCUCAAAAUUCUUGAAAAUGACACCAAUGCACAAAACUCCUUACCCUCAGAUCAUCACCAACCUCGCCAACCUCGCCAACAACAACAACAACAACAACAACAGCAGCAACAGCAGCGUCAGAUUGGUAAUGACCAUCAUCAUCAUCAUCAUCAUCAUCACCAACAUCAUAGUAGUAUAAGUAGCAUCCACAACAAGUUACAAAACCAUGACAAGAGCCUACUUCAGUCAAUUGAACUCGAUAGCCAAAUAUUGGGCAACAUGGAUUUUAUAUUGGAUAUUCUUGAGCUACCUACAUUAUGCAAAUUAUGUAUCCUUCAAGGAAAUUACCAAGAGUCAUUGGAAAUUUCCAUGUAUGCGAAAUCGCUUAUUAUCAGAUUCCCCAAUUUACAAAUUUUCAAAACCAUUGCAGAACAAAUUGAUAAUGAGUUGCACUUGAUGCUAAAGGGAUUAAUCAAGUUAUUGAACACAGAUUUAAGACAGAAUCAUAUUUUGAAAAUCUUUCAAAUCUUGAACAAAUUGGACACUAUAAGUGGCAAAGUCUUGCAUCGAAUAUACCUAAAUAGUAGGUUCAAGUUUAUCACAAAUGAAAUUUCCAGCAUAAAGCCAAUCUUAAAAUUCAACAAAUUGACAUAUUUGAAGAGGUAUGUGGAAAUAUACAGAGAACACUUGUAUGCCUCGUUAUCAAUGUACAACACUAUUUUUAAGGAGGAGGUUAACUUAAUUCUAUUGAAUGAAUUUGUCACCAGCUUAGGAUACGCUUUAUGUGAUGAGUUUAUCAAAUAUUUACCUACUAUCAAAUCACAAGUUAUUGGUAUAAGUGAUGGAAACGAGGCCUCAAUCGAAGCACAGUUGGAAUUAAAUAAUGCAAUUGAUGGCUUACUAUUACAACUAAUUUACCUUAGCAAGUCAUUAUCCAAUUUUCAAUUUGACUUUGAACCAAUUUUGUUGUCGCAACUAUGCUACAAACAUGAGCUUUUCACGGAAAAGAGCUGGGUAGAUAACCUGAACAAGGUAAAGAAACAUCGCUGA